Dama dama (fallow deer) is the source of this 461-nucleotide messenger RNA. Its product is annotated as cytochrome b-c1 complex subunit 9. The transcript has 2 exons. NCBI's taxonomy places the organism in Eukaryota, Metazoa, Chordata, Mammalia, Artiodactyla, Cervidae. The record is from RefSeq and is a predicted model, not a curated record. Gene Ontology annotation, biological process: mitochondrial electron transport, ubiquinol to cytochrome c. Bases 50 to 244 code for a protein of 64 amino acids.
GGAGGGAAAGGUCGUCGCGGCGCCGGCGCUCGUUCUGCAGCGGACAAACAUGGCGGCCCCGACGUUGACUGCGAGGUUGUACUCGGUGCUGUUCCGCCGGACCUCUACCUUCGCCCUCACCAUCGCCGUGGGCGCCCUGUUCUUCGAGCGCGCCUUCGAUCAAGGCGCAGACGCGAUCUACGAAAACAUCAACCAGGGGAAGCUGUGGAAGCACAUCAAGCACAAGUAUGAGAACAAGGAGUAGCUCCCAGGAGGCCCCCGUCCAGGCCAGAAGGACCAGGUCCAGCACCAGCUGUCUGCCCAGAGCCAGGGCCUCAGCUUGAAGACAUGCUCGGGUCACUCUGCACGGACCACCUUUAGCUGUCAACAGGAGAUGGCGUCACCUGACAGACUCUUUAACUUCUGCUGUGUUUGAAGUAUGUUUAGUCAGUCAUCAGCAAAUAAAUGUAAAUUGUCCUUGA